UCCUCCUCCUCCUCCUCCUCCUCCUCCUCCUCCUCCUCCUCCUCCUCCUCCUCCUCCUCCUCCUCCUCCCAUUCCCCUAGCACCCUCGCGGCUCCCGUGGACCUCCUGCUGGGCCUCCCGGCGGCGUCCCAGGAGGUGAGCCCGUGGGACGUGGCGCUGUGCGUGACGGGCACGCUCAUCUCGUGCGAGAACGCCCUGGUGCUGGCCGUGCUCUUCUACACGCCCGCGCUGCGCGCGCCCAUGUUCAUCCUGAUCGGCUCGCUGGCCGCGGCCGACCUGCUGGCCGGCCUGGGCCUCAUCCUGAACUUCGUGUGCACGUACCUGGUGGACGCCUCGCUGGAGCCCGUCACGCUGCUCUCCGUGGGACUGCUGAUCGCCGCCUUCUCCGCCUCCGUGCUCAGCGUCCUGGCCAUCACCGUGGACCGCUACCUGUCGCUGUACAACGCGCUCACCUACCACACCGAGCGCACGCUCACCUUCACCUACGUCAUGGUGCUGCUGGUGUGGCUGUGCGGCGCCACCCUGGGCCUGCUGCCCGCGCUCGGCUGGAACUGCCUGCGCGACGCCGCCGCCUGCAGCGUGUGCCGGCCCGUCACCCGGGGCAACGCCGUGGCGCUGGCCGUGGCCUUCCUGCUGGUGUUUGCGCUGAUGACGCAGCUCUACCUGCAGAUCUGCCGCAUCGCCCUCCGCCACGCGCAGCAGAUCGCCGUGCAGCACCAGUUCCUCGCCAUCUCCACCACCAAGGGCGUGUCCACGCUCUCCGCCAUCCUGUGCGCGUUCGGCGCCUGCUGGCUGCCCUUCGCCACCUACUGCAUCGUGGCCGACGCCAGCUACCCGGCCGCCUACACCUACGCCGCCGUGCUGCCCGCCGCGUGCUGCUCCGUGCUCAACCCCGUCAUCUACGCCUUCCGCAACCCCGACAUCCAGAAGUCCCUGUGGAUGGCUUGCUGCGGCUGCGUGCCCUCCAGCCUCUCGCUGCGGCCGCGCACCUCCAGCGACGUCUAG
Gadus chalcogrammus (walleye pollock) is the source of this 1005-nucleotide messenger RNA. RefSeq names its product G protein-coupled receptor 185 b (gene gpr185b). Gene Ontology annotation, biological process: G protein-coupled receptor signaling pathway. Gene Ontology annotation, molecular function: G protein-coupled receptor activity. Gene Ontology annotation, cellular component: membrane. The annotation marks the transcript as partial. NCBI's taxonomy places the organism in Eukaryota, Metazoa, Chordata, Actinopteri, Gadiformes, Gadidae. The transcript is spliced from 2 exons. The record is from RefSeq and is a predicted model, not a curated record.